This is a messenger RNA of Sitodiplosis mosellana (orange wheat blossom midge), 598 nucleotides long. Its product is annotated as phospholipase A2 group XV-like. The transcript has 2 exons. The coding region runs from base 14 to 406 and encodes 130 amino acids. The record is from RefSeq and is a predicted model, not a curated record. Lineage: Eukaryota; Metazoa; Arthropoda; Insecta; Diptera; Cecidomyiidae.
AAACAUAGUUGAGAUGCGAAAAGAUCUACAGCCUUAUGGUAGUUUAAUGGCACCCGGCGUAGAAAUGCACUGUUUGUUCGGCAAUAGUGAUGAUGGUGUUUUUGAAAGUUUGAAUUUUGGCAAGGGAUUGAAUGCAAACCCGAUUGAAGUCAAAGGUGAAGGCGACGGAACAGUGAAUCGACGUUCAUUGAUUGGGUGUAAUUACUGGCAAAAUACACCGGCUCAAUUUGGCUAUGCAAUUCAUCAACAAGAGAUUCCCGAUGCGGAACAUUAUGAUAUUCUUAGUGACUCCAGACUUAUUGACUACAUUACGAGAACACUUUGCGGUGUGACCGGCUAUACAGAAGUCAGACGAAAAAAUAAAACUCACAAAAACAACAAAAUUAUGAGAAUUCGUCUCUUUUAGGAAAAAAAAUGUUUAUAUAUAUCACAAAAACCUUAUUAUUGUAAAAGAAAUUUUUAUUGUUUAUGUCAUUUUACAGUUUAUUUUAAAUUAUCGUACCUAAUCACUUGUCAAAAGAUUUCAUUGUAAAAUAUGUUGAUUUUAUCGAUUUUUGCUCGUUCUGCCAAUCAAAUAAAUUCCAUUUUUAAUGUAAAA